This is a messenger RNA of Periophthalmus magnuspinnatus, 1311 nucleotides long. It is a transcript of the gene tmem44, whose product is annotated as transmembrane protein 44. The transcript has 10 exons. The record is from RefSeq and is a predicted model, not a curated record. Lineage: Eukaryota; Metazoa; Chordata; Actinopteri; Gobiiformes; Gobiidae. Bases 80 to 1270 code for a protein of 396 amino acids.
CCCCAGCGUGACCCCUUUAUCUCAUCUACACAAUUUUACCGCACGUCUGCUCAUUGAAGGAUGAUUUACAAUCUUUGACAUGCAUUCGUUUGCAGCGUUUUGGGAAGACUCCAUCACCUGUUUCACCGAGGACGCAGGAGGCAAACUUUGCGGCGCUGUGGCUCUUGGUAGCGUGUCAGGGCUGCUGCUUCUGCUGGCACACGCUGCGUUAGGCUAUGAGCGAUGCAGAUAUCAAGUAGAAAGUGGGAGGGAAGCCACCACUUCUCUCUAUUGCCUCCUUGGUAACAGUUGCAGCACAAUUGGAGCCAUUCUGUCCAGGCAGCUUCAUGUUCAGGUUGUUUUGGCUGCCUUUUCUGCGAUAAUGGAUGCUAUAUCUUUCAUCACUUUGUGCAUACCAAUAUGUUUGUGUAGGAAGUCAAAAGCAGGACUGAGGAUGAGAGCAAGACGAAGAAGACAGCAUCUCUAUGGAGUCUGUGUACUGUUCAUGCUCACUGGAGGGUUUCUCAAAGUUGGACUGAGUAAUACUGAAAUACACAAGACUCCUACACAGAGGAGACUUCUACAAAUUAUAAUGGAAGACAACUCUGAUAUACUUGGAUAUGUCCUUGGAAUCCUGUCUUUUGUGAUAGCAUAUACAUCUAGAUUUCCUGCACUCUAUAGAACAUGCAAUAAACGAAGGCUGACAAGAGCCCAGCUGUUCUCGGCAGUACUGUGCUCCCUGGCUGGUUCAUGCUAUGCCACUGCCUUACUGCUUUACGACACCAGCAAUGUGUUUAUCUGGAGGACAAUGCCAUGGUUGCUGUCAGCUGUUUUGUGUGCCAUGUUGGACCUUCUUAUGAUAGUCAUUCAUUUGUGCAAAAAACAAAAUCCUGUGGUGUUGUCUCCAGACACAGUUAGUCUUCUGGGAAAAUCAACCAUCGCUGUUAAAGAGAGGCCCAAUGAAGAGAAAAAUCACUCAACACCACAGAUUAAAAAGAAAAAUGCUGAGAAGUUGACUGGGACAGACUGUUACUUGCAUGUGAAAUGUUCAUCUGAAAGUAAAAGCCCUAUUCAGUUAAACUUGUCCAGAACGGUGAAAAAGGAGGGAGAACAUAACAAAGAUGAAGAGUGUCUCUGUUCUUCUGAUACAUCGUUUGACUCAUCUGUCAUCAGCUCAGACCUAGAGUGGGAUUUUGAAGAUGCAAAUGUCCAGUGGUGUGAACCAGCAGCACAGCUCAAGGAUGACAAGUUUCCAUUGCAAGAGUGGCAAAGCAUCCCUUUAACAAAUUAACACUAGACAGAUCAUAAAAUGCAAAAUUAAUUAAAAAAAAA